AUGAUGGACGCCGACAACUCAAUCACCACCAAUCUAGCGAGCAACAAUGUCUCGACCAACGAUGCCUCGAGCCCCAGUUCCGUGAGCAACAACGCCUCGCCCUCGGUCAACAGCGCCUCGAACAAGAAUGCCGAGAGAAACAAGACCGCGCCGAACAAGGAUUACACGAGCUUAUUCGGCAGCCGCCUCACGGAGAACCAGGUUGCCUGGCGGAUGCGACGCGCGUUCGGUCUAUGCGACAACGACCUCAGCGAGGCCGACGCCAACGAGGCCAAGAGGAACAAGGCCGAGGAGAAACACACCGUCCCGCUCAUGCGGCUUCCAAUCGAGAUGCGCAAGCACGUGCUCGGCUUCCUGGACGUGUACAGCGUGCACCAGACGAACCAGACGAACCGGUCGCUGAACGACGCAUUCCGAGCCUUCGAGGACAGCUCGCUGCGCAGCGUCGUCAUCAACACGCUGCCCCAGGACGCGAUCAACCGCGCCAUGAUCUGCAUCUACCUGGACCGGCUGCGCACCCCGCGCGCGCCCGAGGUCUGCCGGAUCAUCUCGCGUAACGCGGACCGCACGUACAACCCCAACUCGGCCUCUGACCGCGCGGCGCGCCUUGACGCCAUGGUGCAGCGGCUCGACGACCCCCCGAUAUUCGACGUGAGGCGGCACGUGGCGCGCGUCGGCCAAGCCGAGGUAGACGAGUUCAUGCUGGCGGCGGCCGACAUCGCGGACCUGCUCAAGUGCGAGAAGCUGCGGCCGCUUCGGGGCGAGGACGCCAAGGAGGCGCUGGCGCUGCAUUACGCAUCGCGGCGGUCGUCGGACAACUACCGGACCGCCCUGAGCCGCACGUUCGCCGCACGGUCCGCCGACGGUUUUCGCGAGCACGCAUUCUAUCAUGACGAGCACCACUGGCGCUGCCUGGCGCUCGUCGAGAAGGAAAUGAGACUGCGCGGCUUGACGAACCCCACCAUGGGACCCAUGUUCAACGAGGCCUCUGCCGGGUUUGUUGUUCAGGAGUUGAUGAUGGCGACAAAGAGUAUUAGAUUCUCGUUGCCCAGCACCUAA
Molecule: messenger RNA, 1059 nt
Organism: Lasiosphaeria miniovina
Lineage: Eukaryota; Fungi; Ascomycota; Sordariomycetes; Sordariales; Lasiosphaeriaceae
Exons: 1
Coding region: 1-1059 (352 amino acids)
Molecular function (GO): protein binding
Source: RefSeq, a predicted model, not a curated record